AUGCCACCCCCGCUGACUGACAACAAGAAGCUACCCUCUCUAGUCAUUGUAGAGAAAGAGCCAGCAUCUUCAUUUCAGGAACUCUCUCUAGGAGGCGUGAUUCCUAUCGAAAUUCGUAUCAAUAAUCUCACAGUGGCGCUCCCGACCAAGCAGCUAAAGCAACGCAACAGAACUCCGGCAUACUUCGAAAACUUCUUCAACUCACAGGCCGUGCAGUCAGACCCGGAACCGGCAGUGGUACCUCCCCCAAAGAAGAUACUCGAUGGUAUUCACGCGGAUCUAGCAAGUGGUACCUUGACAGCAAUACUUGGAGCAAGCGGAAGUGGAAAGACGUCAUUGCUCAACUCUAUGUCGCAUAGAUUCAGCGAGAAGCAGCUCCAAACAAGUGGAACCAUUCUCUACAAUGGAGACGAUCGGUUGAGCAAUGUUCGAAGCACUUAUGUCAUGCAACAUGAUGUUCUGCUACCAACUCUGACUGUUCGAGAAACACCCCAGUACGCAGCAGAACUACGGCUACCUCCACCAACUUCGGCAGAGGAACGAAAGGCGAUCGUGGAAGAAGUGCUUCUGGAACUUGGUCUCAAAGAAUGCGCAGAUACUCGGAUCGGCAACAGCGACUACAAGGGCUGCUCUGGUGGAGAGAAACGACGGACCAGCUUGGCUGUACAGCUUCUUGCCAACCCAAGUGUUCUGUUCCUGGAUGAAGUCACAACCGGUCUGGAUGCAACAACGGCGCUUCAGCUCGUUGCGACCUUGAAGCAGCUAGCGAGGCAGGGAAGGACGAUUGUGGGGACCCUACAUCAACCGAGAUCUCAGAUGUGGGACCUGUUUGAUAAUGUCUUACUGCUUUCGGGAGGCUCACUUGUCUACGGUGGCUCAAAAGAUGUCUGCAUCUCCUACUUUGCAGACUUGGGAUACCCAUUGCCCGCAUUUGUCAACCCAAGUGAACACAUUAUUGACCUUGCAGCAAUCGACAGAAGAUCUGCGGAUGCCGAGGCUGCAUCGCAGGUCCGCGUCAAGCUACUGAAAGAAGUAUGGAAGAGCGCUUCUCAGACUCCAGAAGAUGAGAAGCCCAUUGUAGGAGUUGCAACUCGAUCUAACCCUUUACGAAUAAAUCGUUCUUCCUUCCAGCACCAAGUCAGAGUACAGACUGCAAGAACGAUAAAGACAGCAUGGAGAGAUCCGUUCGGUAUUUCGUUAUUACCGGCUGGCCGAGUAGGAGCGCUGUACACAGCAUCUGUUCAGCAAGGAUUCUUGAUCUUGAUAUUCGAAAUCUACCGCCUUGCACAAGAGAUUCCGGUCUUCGAUCAAGAGCAUAUCGAAGGAGUUGUCAGCGUAUCUUCGUUUCUGGUCAGUCGUCGACUGGCACGCCUGUUCAUCGAGGAUAUCCCAAUCCCUCUGAUAUUCUCGGUCACCUUCUACUUCAUGGCUGGGUUUCGCCAUCUUGCAAGCCAGUUCUUCACGUUCUUCGCCUUAAUACUGCUCAUCCAUUAUUUGUCGGUGACUCUUGCAAUGCUCUGUAUCGCUAUCUCUCGGAGCUUCGCGAGCGCAUCCAUGGUUGCUAACUUGGUUUUUACUGUCCAAACACUUUGCAGCGGAUUCUUCGUCCAAUCCAACCAGCUACCUGUUUACCUUCGCUGGCUCAAAUAUAUCGCGUACGUGUGGUAUGCCAAUGGCGCAUUCUGUACCAACGAGUUCGUUAGCCACACUCCCAAUCCUGUAGGUCAGCUCUAUGCUUGUCCAUUUCCUGGUGGCUCCUCGAACCCCGAAUGCAAGCCUUAUACAGGUGUGUUUAUCAUGGAAUCGCUCGGCUUCCCCCACACCUGGACUUAUAAGCCGUUCUUGGUUCUAGUAUCACUCGUGCUGGCACACUAUGGUGGUGCUUUUUUCCUCUUCGCGUACCGAAAAGUUCAAAUCGGGGUUGUUCGUACACCAAAGCUACAAACAGAGGUGGCAAAGGGCGAAGAUCUGGUCUUGAUCCAAGCAGCGGGAAAUGCUAGACACAUCGAAAUCACUCUCAACAAAUAUGGCCUCAAAGUGCUGAAGCGAGUAGUGCUCGGAGCAAAACCCCCGAUAAAGACACUUCUCAAUCCCAUCAAUACCAAAUUUAAGGCAGGAAAGCUCAACCCCAUCAUCGGACCUUCAGGGAGUGGCAAGACGUCUCUGUUAGCCUCAUUAGCAAACCGACACCACGAAAGCUUGACAGCAAAAUACAGCAGGCAAGGUGCUAUGCUAUACAAUGGCGCAGCUCCAUCAGAGGAUGUGGUUCGCUCGGUGUCAUCCUAUGUCUGCCAAGAUGACAACGCGUUACUGCCCACGCUUACAGUUCGAGAAACUCUCCACUUCGCAGCCUGUCUGAGACUUCCUACCUGGUUGUCCAAAGAGGACAAGGUUCAACGAGCGGAAACAGUCUUGGAGAAGCUUGGACUGAAGGAUUGCGCUGAUGCUCUAGUCGGCAGUGAUCUGAUCAAAGGCAUCAGUGGAGGAGAGAAGAGGAGAGUGAGCAUCGCUACUCAGAUCUUGACGGAUCCUCGCGUUUUACUUUUGGACGAACCAACAUCAGGAUUGGACUCGUUCACAGCUUCCUCUAUCAUUGAAAUGCUCGCAAGCUUGGCCAAAGAGGGAAGAACGAUAAUUCUCACCAUCCAUCAGCCAGGCUCCAAGCUCUUCCAACGGUUCGACAACAUUCUCCUGCUCGCUCGCGGUGGCUUCCCAGUCUUCUCUGGUAAAGGUGUUGACAUGCUGCCUUACUUCUCAAGUGUCGGCUUUCAGUGCUCAAAGAACACGAAUCCCACCGAUUUUGCACUCGAUUUAAUUACUGUUGAUCUCCAAGCAUCCGACAAAGAAGCGCUCAGUAGAGAGAAAGUCGAGGGGCUCAUCAUUGAAUGGCAACGAAGAGAAACGUCCAGUCUUCCUGCGGUGUCAUCUUCCGACAUCCCGACGCCAGCAGAACUUGGAAGUUUCAAGCGAGCAAUGACUCCCUUCGGAGUUGCUCUCCCUCUGCUCAUUAAGCGCAGCUUGAUCAACUUUCGCCGUGACGGUAAUGUGGCAACGGCUCGUAUUUCCCAGGUCUUGGGUUAUGGGGUGAUCGUCUCGCUGUUCUUCGCACCGAUUAAGAAAGACUAUGACAGUAUCCAGUCUCGAUUCGGAUUCAUUCAAGAACUUGUUGAAAAAAAGAUCUUCUACAACGAAUAUGAGGAUCGUUCAUACCCACUCCCCGCUUUCUUCCUCUCGUACACGCUUCUUGAAAUCCCGUUCGAAAUCCUGACAUCGCUUCUCUUCUCCAUAUUCGGCACCUUCGCCGUCGGCUUCCCCCGCACCGCAUCCCUCUACUUCGCGAUGGCUUUCAACAUAUUCUGCGUCGUUUCUUGCGGCGAGUCUGUGGGCAUAAUGUUCAACACUCUCUUCGACCACACCGGGUCGCCAUAA
Hyaloscypha bicolor E is the source of this 3429-nucleotide messenger RNA. Its product is annotated as P-loop containing nucleoside triphosphate hydrolase protein. Gene Ontology annotation, molecular function: ATP hydrolysis activity; ABC-type transporter activity; ATP binding. Gene Ontology annotation, cellular component: membrane. The coding region runs from base 1 to 3429 and encodes 1142 amino acids. The transcript has 6 exons. The record is from RefSeq and is a predicted model, not a curated record. Lineage: Eukaryota; Fungi; Ascomycota; Leotiomycetes; Helotiales; Hyaloscyphaceae.